GUCCUCGCUUCUACAAGAAAUACGUUUUACUGAAAGUAAAGAAAUUGCAGCUAAAUGGAGUCGUUCCUCGAGGAUCUAAAACGUCAGGUCCAUUGCUCUUUGUGCAAUGACAGAAUGAUCAAACCUAAGUUGYUAAAAUGCUUCCAUACAUUCUGUAAAUAUUGCAUCAAGACAUAUGCAAACUUUAAAUGUCCUCAGUGUACCUCGUUGACCGAGAUACAAGAACUCAACGACGUGGAAGACUUACAGACCAGCCCCAUACACUCAAGAAUCUUGCAAGUCUUGUCAGUUAUUGAGAACCAGAAGAUUUGCUCGGUUUCUGCCAGCCAUAGUGAUGCAUUGUGGCAAUGUCUCGACUGUGAUCGCUCGUUGUGUGACGAAUGUCGGCGAUAUCAUACUGAAUUCACUAAAGAUCACAAAGUYGUUKCAUUGUCUGAGAUGACAAAGAAAGACAUUGARGCUAUGCUGAAAAAAGAAAGUCCUUGCAAAACACACGCUAGUCAAGAUGUUGAAUUGUACUGUMGAKACUGCGAYGAACUGAUAUGUUUCUUUUGCUCGUUUGAUGACMAACACAAAAAACACAWCGUGACAUCACURCAUGAGUUCAUCGCUGCCAAGAAAGAUUAUCURUCUGAAAACCUUMAAGAAAUCCAGAAAAURGAUACUGACGAGAAAGAAAAGAAACAACAAGAAGAAAUUGCACUCGACAUYAAACGKGAMGGAGAACAAGCUCAAGAACAAGUCAAGAAACUAACAAAAAAACUUGUGAAAAAACUGAUUGAUGACGAGCAAAAACUUUUGAAUGGAAUUCAGAAGAGCAUAACGAAGGCCGACAGAAAUUUACGCAUAAUACAUCACACUCCAKCAGCACAAGAGUACAUCAAAUACUUCAUACAAAAUGGAACAGCAAGUGAAAUCAUUGACCUCCGAUCAGACACAGAAUUUAAGAAAAGAAAAGAAUGGGAAAUGAUGAUAUUUCAAUCAAAUGAAGAACUUUUUGAACUGGACAAUGGUGUAGGACUGAUGCGACCAUUCAAAAUGGCUGACCCACGUAAAAGUUCUGUUGAAGUGAUUGGGCCAAAUAACUUUGAAGCCAUGACGAAGGCAACCUUGUCUGUGAUAAUGCUUCUGCGCCCUUAUGAAGACGACCCUUUUGACACGUCGCUAGAUGACGUAACGAUACACAUCACUCCUGAUGACRACGUAAAAAUAGGAGAGAAACGAGUGACAGCUGACGGUCACAUUCAAGUAACCUUCACUCCACUUUUUCCUGGUCAGUUGACAGCAGAGGUUCAAGUACAUGGAAAUCCUGUAUCCAACAGUCCACUAGUGAUUGAUGUCAAACCACAACAUAUCAAGGAAAUGAUGUCAAAGCUGAAAAACGCCUUGAAUACUGGAUCAAAGGACUUUGCAGGUAUUGCAGUGAAUAGGUCGAACACUAAGAUUGCUGUCACAGACUGGAAGGAAAAUUGUGUCAGAGUGUUCAACAUGGAUGGGGAUUUGUUGCUGUCGUAUUAUGGUGCAGUCAGUGGACGAGUGAAGUUAAAGAAUGCAUGUGGUUUGGCAUUCCUCGACGAAACAGAUUUAGUCAUAAGCUAUUCUAAUGAUGAAAGAAUGGGCAUAUUAAAUACAACCUCUGGGAGGCUGACUCGAACGUUUGGUUUUUAUGUUUAUGACAACCUGGAUUUCCAGUUUGCUUAUCCCAACGGAGUCUAUGUUGAUGAUCAUUCUAACAUCAUUGUCUGUGAUCGCAGUAAUCAUCGCGUCCAAGUGUUCACAAAUAAAGGUGACUGUCUAUAUCGGUUUACAAUACCAGGAGAAGACAAAGCAUAUGAUGUAGUUAAACACAAUGGACUGUUCUACGUCAGUGCUGGAUCAGUGGUACACGUGAUUGAGAUGAAAGACAACCAGUCACMAACUACAGUAAACACUAUUGGUGGGGAGGACUACACAGAUGGUCGGYUACAUGACSCUACUGGUCURGCUAUUGACAUURACAAYAAUCUUCUGGUGUGUGAUUGUGAAUCAAAUCAAGUYUACAAGUUUACAUUGAAUGGUCGUUUUGUGGGAAAGACAARYAAACUAGAUUACAAACCUAACUUUAUAACAGUACUUAAUGAUGGACAAAUUAUUUGUAGCUCAUAUGGCCCUGAUGGUGUACGUUUUCUUAGAUAGCUUUCUUGAAGCUGUAAUCUUAUUAGAUCCAGCUUAAAAUUUCUCAGAAAACAGUGUUUCCUUAACAAAGUGCGCACGGUUUAAGUUGCAUGUCCUUUUAUUGACACACUUUUGAAAUCACAAAAUUUUAAAACUCAGUUAGGCCCACGAGCACAGCGAGAUAAAACAAAAGAAAAUAACUUAUUUUUACCACAUUUUAGGACGUCGAAAAUUUGUGAAAAUAAUUUUUUCAGCUGAUUCAUUGGUUGAGAUUCGACCACGUGUAGCAAAUUAGAAGCAUCUUUUGGCUAUUGUUUUGAGUGCUUAUGAUUGGACAAGAUCUUUUAAUACAGAAGAAACUUUGUUU
This is a messenger RNA of Exaiptasia diaphana, 2521 nucleotides long. RefSeq names its product E3 ubiquitin-protein ligase TRIM71-like. The coding region runs from base 55 to 2175 and encodes 706 amino acids. Gene Ontology annotation, molecular function: protein binding; zinc ion binding. The transcript has a single exon. Lineage: Eukaryota; Metazoa; Cnidaria; Anthozoa; Actiniaria; Aiptasiidae. The record is from RefSeq and is a predicted model, not a curated record.